This is a messenger RNA of Plectropomus leopardus (leopard coralgrouper), 4394 nucleotides long. It is a transcript of the gene kpnb1, whose product is annotated as karyopherin (importin) beta 1. Lineage: Eukaryota; Metazoa; Chordata; Actinopteri; Perciformes; Serranidae. Gene Ontology annotation, molecular function: small GTPase binding. The record is from RefSeq and is a predicted model, not a curated record. Gene Ontology annotation, biological process: protein import into nucleus.
CGCGUGAUAUCCCUCCGCGGGAGAGGAGCGCGCGGCCCUUUCCCUCGCGACAACAGGAUGCGAACGGGCGGCGGUGAAGCUACGACACGUUAACGGCCGUGAACACUUCCCGAGAGAGAAAACACCGAGCCAGCACCGGGGAAACUCCCGCCUCUUCACACCGACAGAGAACCGCCCCGAGGCCGCAGCACCGACGGAGCUCCGUGGAAGAAAAUAAUCCGCUGAGGGCGCUGCGCGGCAACCGAACCUGUCAGCUACCGACCGACCGACCGGGAGAGAGAGCGCGAGCACCGGGGACAGAUGGAGCUCAUCACGAUCCUCGAGAAAACCGUCUCUCCAGAUCGGAAUGAACUGGAGGCGGCACAGAAGUUUCUGGAGCAGGCGGCGAUAGAGAACCUGCCCACCUUCCUGGUGGAGUUGUCGAAGGUGUUGGCGAACCGGAACACUCAGGUUGCUCGAGUCGCUGCUGGUCUGCAGGUGAAGAACUCUCUGACCUCCAAAGACCCCGACGUCAAGACGCAGUACCAGCAGAGAUGGCUGGCCAUCGACGCCAACGCUCGCCGCGAGAUCAAGAACUACGUUUUACAGACGCUGGGCACGGAGACGUACCGACCCAGCUCGGCGUCGCAGUGCGUCGCUGUCGCCUGCGCAGAGAUCCCCGUGAACCAGUGGCCCGAGCUGAUCCCGCAGCUGGUGGCCAACGUCACCGACCCCACCAGCACCGAACACAUGAAGGAGUCCACGCUGGAGGCCAUCGGAUACAUCUGCCAGGACAUCGACCCGGAGCAGCUGCAGGAGAACGCCAACCAGAUCCUGACCGCCAUCACAGGCAUGAGGAAGGAGGAGCCCAGCAACAACGUCAAACUGGCCGCCACCAACGCCCUGCUCAACUCGCUCGAGUUCACCAAAGCCAACUUCGACAAGGAGACGGAGAGACACUUCAUCAUGCAGGUGGUCUGUGAAGCUACACAGUGUCCCGACACCAGAGUGCGUGUGGCGGCCUUACAGAACCUGGUGAAGAUCAUGUCUCUGUAUUAUCAGUACAUGGAGACGUACAUGGGUCCAGCUCUGUUCGCGAUCACCAUUGAGGCGAUGAAGAGUGACAUCGAUGAGGUGGCGCUGCAGGGGAUCGAGUUCUGGUCCAACGUGUGUGAUGAGGAGAUGGAUCUGGCCAUCGAGGCCUCGGAGGCCUCGGAGCAGGGCCGGCCCCCGGAGCACACCAGUAAGUUCUACGCCAAAGGGGCCCUGCAGUACCUGGUCCCCAUCCUGACCCAGACCCUCACCAAACAGGACGAGAACGACGACGACGACGAUUGGAACCCGUGCAAGGCGGCCGGCGUGUGUCUGAUGCUGCUCGCCACCUGCUGCGAGGACGACGUGGUCCCUCACGUCCUGCCGUUCAUCAAAGAGCACAUCAAAAACCCCGACUGGCGCUACAGGGACGCCUCCGUCAUGGCGUUCGGAUCCAUCCUGGAGGGACCUGAGCUCAACCAGCUCAAACCACUCGUCAUACAGGCGAUGCUGACCCUGAUCGAGCUGAUGAAGGACCCCAGCGUGGUGGUGAGGGACACCACGGCGUGGACGGUGGGGAGGAUCUGCGAGCUGCUGCCCGAAGCCGCCAUCAACGAAGUCUACCUGGCCCCCCUGCUGCAGUGCCUGAUCGAGGGCCUGGGGGCCGAGCCCAGGGUGGCCUCUAACGUCUGCUGGGCCUUCUCCUCUCUGGCUGAAGCUGCGUACGAAGCCACGGACGCCGCGGAGGACCAGGAGGAGCCCAGCACCUACUGCCUGUCCUCCUCCUUCGAAAUCAUCGUUCAGAAACUCCUCGAGACCACAGACAGGCCCGACGGUCACCAGAACAACCUGCGCUCUGCAGCCUACGAGGCUCUGAUGGAGAUCGUGAAGAACAGUGCGAAGGACUGUUACCCCGCCGUGCAGAAGACCACGCUGGUCAUCAUGGAGAGACUGCAGCAGGUCCUACAGAUGGAGUCUCACAUCCAGAGCACGUCGGACAGAAUCCAGUUCAACGACCUGCAGUCGCUGCUGUGUGCCACUCUACAGAACGUCCUGCGUAAGGUGCAGCAUCAGGACGCCCUGCAGAUCUCUGACGUGGUCAUGGCGUCUCUGCUCAGGAUGUUUCAGAGCACCGCCGGCUCCGGGGGCGUCCAGGAGGACGCUCUGAUGGCCGUGUCCACGCUGGUGGAAGUUCUGGGCAGCGACUUCCAGAAAUACAUGGAUGCCUUCAAACCUUUCCUGGGAAUCGGACUGAAGAACUACGCCGAGUAUCAGGUGUGUCUGGCGGCGGUGGGUCUGGUGUGUGACCUGUGCAGAGCUCUGAUGUCCAACAUCCUGCCUUACUGUGACGAGAUCAUGCAGCUGCUGCUGGAGAACCUCGGGAACGAGAACGUCCACCGGUCUGUGAAGCCUCAGAUCCUGUCUGCGUUCGGAGACAUCGCUCUGGCCAUCGGAGGAGAGUUUAAGAAAUACCUGGACAUCGUCCUGGACACGCUGCAGCAGGCGUCUCAGGCUCAGGUGGACAAGACGGACUAUGACAUGGUGGACUACCUGAAUGAGCUGAGGGAGGGCUGUCUGGAGGCGUACACCGGCAUCAUCCAGGGCCUGAAGGGGGACCAGGAGAACGUGCACCCUGAUGUGAUGCUGGUCCAGCCUCGCGUGGAGUUCAUCCUCUCCUUCAUCCAUCACAUAGCCGAGGACGAAGAUCACUCUGACGGAGUCGUGGCCAACGCCGCCGGGCUCAUCGGCGAUCUGUGCACGGCGUUUGGUAAAGACGUGAUGAAGCUGGUGGAGGUUCGUCCGCUCAUCAACGACCUGCUGACGGAGGGACGGCGCUCCAAAACCGCCAAGACCAAGACCCUGGCCACCUGGGCCACCAAGGAGCUCCGCAAGCUCAAGAGCCAGGCCUGAUUGGUGCCGGCGGGGACAAGAGAGCGAGAGAUCAGAGAGAUGGACAUCAGAGGACAAUGAGGACAAACUGCCCCACUGGAAUUAACUCUUCUGUCUUUGUCGCGAGCGUCCGGUCGAAGCAGAAGUGAGCUGAAGUGUGAGCUGAGCUGAGUGUGUGUGUGAGAGAGAGAGACGUGUGAGCGAGCGAGAGAUGAUGUUCCAGCAGGCGACGACUCCCCCCCUCCCCCCUACACCCCCCCCCCCCCCCCGCCCGGCCCGGGGGCUUGGACUCUGACUCCCCCCUCCUCCCCCCCAAAUCAAAAACACCUUCAAGCCCUCCUCCCACAAUCCACCUCUCUCGCUGUAGCCGGGCUCUCCUGCGACAUCACGAUGACGUCACCGACCCGCCGCCGCCCCUCGAGCCGGGGGGAGGGGGGGGAGGAGGGGAAAUAGAAACAAACACGACGAGAAAAUAAAAGACUUUUGUGGAAUCAAAGAUAAAACCCCGAGCGGACUUUGUGGACUUCUGUGGAAAACUUUAGAUUUUUGUUGCUCUUAUUUUUCUUCUUCUUCAACCAGCGAAGGAGAUCUGACGGACGCCGCCACCUGCUCCGUCUGCAGCGCGCCACGCUCUUACCCAAACAACAGCACUAAAUUCCUACAAAAUAAAAGUCAGAAAAUCCCGACGAGGAAUCCUCCGAGGAGCGAGUGCCAAAUGGAAAUAGUUUAGCGGAAAACAAAAGGAAGUGAGCUGCUGGUGAAGCGUUUUGGUUUGAAUUCGCCGCUGCACUUGUUUUGGGAACGGGUCACUCACCAUUUUUGCUUGUUUAAAAAAGAAAUUCAGAUUGAAGACGUUUGUAUAAGGUUAUAUUUUUCCAUUGCUAUGAUGAAAAUAAAGUAAAAAAAAAAAACAAUAAAAUGAUCUGAAACAUUCCCCAAGCAGUUCUGGUGAUUUGGGUCUCUUCUGUCGUCUGUCGGACUCCUGGACUGAUGACGCGUUUCGGACUCUGCUGAUUGGAAGCUCACCUGUCGGUUUGUUUACGCGACGCCACAAAGAACCAUGAUUCUCCUUGUUUUUCUGUUUUUUAACUCACUCGGUGGCUUGUGUGGUAGCAGCAGCUGACGGGACUUCUGUCGGGACGUUUUUUUAGUUUGUGGGCUGCAGAAACCUGCGAGCGCGCUCAGUGGCGUCUGCCCGCCUCGCUCCGGGUCUGACCACCUCACUUCCAGUCUGUGACCUUCAUCGACAGACUGGAGGAAGCGCUCUUAGCGGGAAACCACUUCCUUUUCCUCCAGCUGGAAGUGAAGUGUCCCCAGCCGCGGAGAGCUUUUAUUUUGUAGAGGUGCGGCAGCUGUAGGGAGGAGGUACUUCCUGUGUUGACGUGAUGAACCUGGCGACUCGAUUAUUUCUGAAUUGUGAAUCAUUUAAAGCCAAUCUGCUUUUUAUUUCAUAUUCAACUUUAGUGAACUAAUAAAGUCUAUAUUGUACUGAA